CGUCGAGAAAAUAAUUCUGUUCCUUGUCCCAAGUGGAGUGAAAUAUGGCAGGCUUCCAUGGUGGGAGAAGUCUGAUGAUAGUAGCAAUGGCAUGCAGUUUGCAUACUAGUAGUAGCCGUGACGAUCCACUUCUUUAGAGAGCUCGGAUUUUGUGAGGACGUGUACAGCAGAGCUGUUCACUUGCACAACGCCCAUUAAAUACUUGUCCAGUGCUGAUUUCAUGCUCUGCCACGAGUUUGCCAAGCAAGGCCAAGUAGAAUACCGUGGUGUUUUGUGAAGCUACAACCAGUGAAUGAGCAAGAUGCCGAAGACGGCAGCAGCGUCUACCGUUCCGUACAAUGCCGGUAUGGCUUCACGACUCUCACCUGUGCAGCAAAUCAUCUCAGCUAGCUCAGGUGCUGCUCUGGUGUCCUUUUUCACAACACCAUUUGAUGUGGUCAAAGUCCGUCUACAAGCGCACCAGAAGACCACCAGUGCAUUGAGCAGUGUGCGGGGUCUCUGCGAACUGUGCUUGUGCGGUGUGACCAAUGCUGUCCGCACGGAAGCCAUAUCUUUACCUCAGAUAUCCAGAGAACGUUACACCUCGUUUCAAAUGGUGAAGACUAUUGCAGUUGGAGAAGGACCUCGUCACCUGUGGCGUGGGCUCUCUGCAUCAUUAGUGAUGGCAAUACCAGCCACAGUUAUCUACUACACUGCUUAUGACAUGAUGAUGGCGAGAACGAGCUUCAAUGAGAACCGCUCAAACCUCAUCUAUCCCAUCGUGUGUGGCUCGUCUUCUCGCUCUUUGGCGGUGCUGGCUAUUUGCCCCAUUGAAAUGAUCAGAACGAAAAUGCAGUCACAAGCACUCAGCAGCCACCGAGGACUAAAGUCUGUGCUGAAGGAAGCGAUUCAAUUAGAUGGUGUUUGGUCUCUGUGGCGAGGAAUGGUACCAAUGCUAUGGAGAGAUGUACCCUUUUCAGCGAUCUACUGGUGUUCGUAUGAGGUUAUGAAGUCGCGUGCUGUUCGUGAAGGUCGGACCAUCUCGACUGUGGAGGCAUUCACAGCUGGUGCUGCAGCGGGAACGACUGCAGCCAUUCUCACAAACCCGUUUGAUGUUGUCAAGACCUAUUGGCAAGUUGAAGUUGGGGACAGGCGGUGCAAAGCUGUACCGAAACACCCAGCGCCAACUGUGUCCAUGGGUGACUGCAUGGGGCGGAUUGUGAACGAUCAUGGUGUCCGUGGAUUAUUUGUGGGUCUCGCACCUCGUGUCAGUAAGGUUGCACCAGCAUGUGCUAUCAUGAUCAGUAGCUAUGAAUUCUGCAAAACGUUCUUCCAUGAGAGAAACAGCAGUGAGAGGUGAGGCUCGGAUGUAUCGGUGUCCUGGAUAACUCUGGAACCUCUGCGUGCUGCAAUGAUUGCCCUGCUGCUGCAACAACUUCCCUCGCGGUUCAAGUUCAGUGAAGAGGCAGCGAAGCUGGCCUCUUUUGCCCUUGUUGGAAACAAGGAGGCGGGUUAGUUAUUGGAGCAGCACUUCUUCUGACCACUAUGUGGUGAACAGAAUACCUUGCGGUAAUGCCCAACCGCCUACACUUGUGUGCUAUGGCACUCUGAUUCGCCGGAGUAUGCCUUCUAAGCUACUGCAAGUGCUCUGCCAUCUGCUUGGCCAUGUGCCACCGAUGCUCUGCUGAUGCGAAGUGGUGAACUAUGUGCUACUGGACAGAUGUCACCCAGUCGCUUUACUUCAGGUGUUGUCAGCCAUCGAUGGCACCAAUGAUAAGCAGACUUCUUAUGUGUACAUGGCUGUACUGUUGUUGGAGGUUGUUGGGCGUAUUUUUUUUUAUUUCCAGAAAGGCAGGAGUCGAUGGCUGUCCUGUUCUUUGUCUAUUCUUAGUGUGUUGAUAACUGUUCCAGUCAACAUACAUGUGCCGUCUCAGAGUGAAUCAUUCAUGAUGCGUCUCAGGCAGGCAUGCACCUGAUUACCCUCUAUCUCCCUCCAUCCCCCGUAUAUCAUCUUGUAGGUUAUUUUAUAGGCGCGGUCGGCACAUUCUUCUUUCAAACAAAAUUUGUUUUUGUCCAUCUGUUUUGUCCCAUCUGUUACUAUUUAUUCUGUGGUAUCUGGUAUAUCAAGAAUUCCUGUAAGAAUCUGAACUCGGAUAAUUAUAA
Sycon ciliatum is the source of this 2142-nucleotide messenger RNA. RefSeq names its product probable mitochondrial glutathione transporter SLC25A39. Bases 293 to 1339 code for a protein of 348 amino acids. Gene Ontology annotation, biological process: mitochondrial transmembrane transport. The record is from RefSeq and is a predicted model, not a curated record. Lineage: Eukaryota; Metazoa; Porifera; Calcarea; Leucosolenida; Sycettidae. The transcript has 11 exons. Gene Ontology annotation, cellular component: mitochondrion.